GGUUUCCAUGUGGUUUCAAGAUUUGCUCUUAACAUGGGAAUCAGCAAAAUUGUGUUCCCAGUUUAUAGAAACAUUCUCGCCUUGAUUCUUCUCUUGCCCUUUGCCUAUUUUCUUGAAAAGAAAGAGAGGCCUCCUCUUACUUGGAACUUCGUCCUUCAAUUCUUCCUCCUCGCAAUUGUUGGGAUCACUGCAAAUCAAGGAUUCUACUUACUGGGAUUGGAAAACACAUCGCCAACUUUUGCCUCUGCAAUUCAAAAUUCUGUGCCAGCAAUUACAUUCCUUAUGGCUGUGUUACUCAGGAUCGAAAAAGUAAGACUAAAGCGAAAAGAUGGGAUUUCAAAGGUUGCUGGGACAAUUCUGUGUGUAGCAGGAGCUUCUGUAAUUACACUUUACAAAGGUCCAACAAUAUACAGCCCUGCUCCACCACUUCAAAGUGCUUCCCCAAUGUUUCUUGCCCUGGGCGAUGCCAAGGGCAAGAACUGGACACUGGGCUGCAUUUUCUUGAUUGGCCAUUGCCUAUCUUGGUCCGGCUGGCUCGUGCUCCAGGCACCGGUUCUCAAGAAAUACCCGGCCCGGCUCUCGUUUACUUCAUACCAGUGUUUCUUCGGAGUUAUACAGUUUCUCUUGAUUGCUGCAUUUAUCGAGAGAGAUGCUCAGGCUUGGCUUAUUCACUCUGGUGGAGAGCUUUUCAGUGUUUUCUAUGCGGGAGUGGUGGCGUCGGGGAUCGCAUUUGCUGUACAGAUAUGGUGCAUAGAUAGGGGUGGCCCCGUUUUUGUGGCGGUAUAUCAGCCUGUUCAGACUCUCGUUGUCGCCAUUAUGGCCUCCAUUGCUUUAGGCGAGGAGUUCUACUUGGGAGGGUACUAUUUACUUUCUCUUCCUUUUCAUUUCCCGUUUGACAAUAUUAUUUUAGUUGUUAAUAAUUUUUGAAAGUUUUUUAAUCUG
This is a messenger RNA of Olea europaea var. sylvestris, 942 nucleotides long. Its product is annotated as protein WALLS ARE THIN 1-like. The record is from RefSeq and is a predicted model, not a curated record. The annotation marks the transcript as partial. NCBI's taxonomy places the organism in Eukaryota, Viridiplantae, Streptophyta, Magnoliopsida, Lamiales, Oleaceae. Gene Ontology annotation, cellular component: plasma membrane. The transcript has 5 exons. Gene Ontology annotation, molecular function: transmembrane transporter activity.